GAGAGAACACAGGAAGACUAAUAACAGUAACAACCACUCGAUCCCUGGUUGUCUUCGAGAGCGCGGAGAGAGAGGGGGGGUCUGAAGAGCGAGUCUAGAGAGAGAAAGAGCGCGAUCUCAACGGCAACGCCAACGGUGUAGAGAGAGGGAGAGACAAGAAAUGGGUACGCUGCAGACUUGGCGGAAAGCCUAUGGCGCUCUUAAAGAUCAGACCAAAGUCGGCCUUGCCCACGUCAAUAGCGAUUUCAAGGAUGUGGAUGUUGCGAUCGUUAAAGCUACCAAUCAUGUUGAGUGCCCACCCAAAGAGAGACACCUCAGAAAAAUUUUUGCUGCCACGUCUGCAAUUCGGCCUCGGGCAGAUGUUGCAUACUGCAUACAUGCGCUUGCAAGGAGAUUGGCCAAGACCCAUAAUUGGACGGUAGCAUUGAAAACACUGAUAGUUAUGCAUAGGACAUUGAGAGAGGGAGAUCCCACUUUUAGGGAAGAACUUCUGAAUUUCCAACAGAGGGGACGUAUUCUCCAAUUAUCAAAUUUCAAGGAUGAUUCAAGCGCUAUUGCUUGGGAUUGCUCCGCCUGGGUACGUUCAUAUGGUUUGUUUGUGGAAGAACGUCUUGAAUGCUUCAGGAUUCUAAAGUAUGACAUUGAAGCUGAACGUCUUCCAAGACCCACCCAAGGGCAAGAGAAGGGCUACAGCAAAACCAGGGAGUUGAACAGUGAAGAACUGUUGGAGCAGCUGCCUGCAUUGCAGCAGCUGCUAUAUCGUCUUGUUGGUUGUCGGCCUGAAGGAGCAGCUGUUGGCAAUUAUGUGAUACAGUAUGCCUUGGCUCUGGUACUCAAAGAGAGCUUUAAAAUUUAUUGCUCUAUCAACGAUGGAAUCAUCAAUCUUGUGGAUAAGUUCUUCGAGAUGCCCAGGCAUGAAGCUAUUAAUGCUCUGGAUAUUUAUAAAAGAGCUGGCCAGCAGGCUGGGAGCCUUUCUGAUUUUUAUGAAGUUUGCAAAGGGUUGGAACUUGCUAGAAAUUUCCAGUUUCCUGUUUUGAGAGAGCCUCCACAGUCCUUUCUUGUGACUAUGGAAGAGUACAUAAGAGAGGCACCGCGGAUGGUUUCUGUUUCAAGAGAGACAUUGGAAUAUCCAGAGAGACUUCAAUUGACGUACAAAUCAGAAGAAACUCCUUUACCUUCUGAAGAAUCACAACUGUCUGAUGAUGAACCUAAGCCACUGCCUUCAGAUGAUGAUGUUGUCCCAAAUGACAAGGUUCCUGCCCCAUCCCCACCUCCUCCAAACAACUUGGACUCUGAUGAUCUGCUGGGAUUAAAUGUCAUCACAACUGAUGCAUCUGCAAUCGAGGAAAGCAAUGCUUUGGCUCUUGCCAUAGUUCCAUCUGAUAUAACAUCUGGUACUGCUCAAGCAAAUGAUUUUGAUCCUACUGGAUGGGAACUUGCACUGGUCACCACUCCCAGCAGCAACAUUUCUUCUGUUCAGGAAAGGCAAUUGGCUGGUGGAUUGGAUACUCUCACGUUGAGUAGUUUGUAUGACGAAGGGGCAUAUAGAGCCUCACAGCAGCCAGUCUAUGGUGCACCCGCCCCAAACCCGUUUGAAGUACCAGAUCCCUUUGCUUUGUCAAACAACGUAGCUCCUCCUCCAGCAGUGCAGAUGGCUCAACAGCAGCCCAAUCCAUUUGCACCAUACCAACCUGCCUAUACACAACCCCACCAGCAACAACAGCCCUGGAUGAUGGGCACGCAAAAUCCUUUCAUUGAUUCAGGAUUUGGAGCAUUUCCUGUCAACUCUGUUACGCAUCCACAAACAAGCAAUCCAUUUGGGAGCACUGGCCUACUAUAGAAACCUGGAAUGUAUACAGUGUAAUUUGCUCGGCUUAGUUGAUUUUUGAUGUAUUUUAAUGUGGGUGAAGAAGCAGUGCUGAGUUUGUGUAUUCCAUCCACAUGAUAGAUGAUUUUCCAGUGUGAAUCACAUAUUUGUUUGAGUUGAAAAAAUUUGUAAUUGGAUACUAUAGUCAUUGUAAUACUCGACUUUUUUUUCAAUGAAGAUGUUUGAUGGUUUAUACCAUAGUCAUUGUAAUGUGCAUCAUCUAAUGUGUUUUAUAUAAGCACAUAUAAG
Molecule: messenger RNA, 2116 nt
Organism: Ilex paraguariensis (yerba mate)
Lineage: Eukaryota; Viridiplantae; Streptophyta; Magnoliopsida; Aquifoliales; Aquifoliaceae
Source: the annotation of a GenBank genome assembly